Messenger RNA from Carlito syrichta (Philippine tarsier), 393 nucleotides. RefSeq names its product histone H2B type 1-M-like. The transcript has 2 exons. Lineage: Eukaryota; Metazoa; Chordata; Mammalia; Primates; Tarsiidae. The record is from RefSeq and is a predicted model, not a curated record. Gene Ontology annotation, molecular function: DNA binding; structural constituent of chromatin; protein heterodimerization activity. Gene Ontology annotation, cellular component: nucleosome. Bases 1 to 393 code for a protein of 130 amino acids.
AUGCCUGAACCAGUGAAAUCAGCUCCAGCCCCUAAAAAGGGAUCCAAGAAGGCCAUCAAUAAGGUGCAGAAGAAGGACGGCAAGAAGCGUAAGCACAGUCGCAAGGAAAGCUACUCCGUCUAUGUGUUCAAGGUGCUGAAGCAGGUCCAUCUCGACUCUGCCAUUUCGUCUAAAGCUAUGGGCAUCAUGAACUCUUUCAUCAACAACGUCUUUGAGCGCAUUGCGGGCGAGGCAUCGCGUUUGGCACAUUACAACAAGCGCUCACGCUUGACCAUCACUUCCGGGGAGAUCCAGACAGCCGUGUGCCUAUUGCUGUCUGGGGAGCUGGCCAAGCACGCUGUGUCUGAGGGCACCAAGGCCAUCACCAAAUAUACCAGCUCUAAGUUGAGUUAG